GUCUUCGAGGCUGUGAACGAGAGCCGCAGCCCGCAGCGUUGCAGUCCCGCAGACCCAUCGGCAUCGGCGGCAUGGCGGCGGCGCAGCCUUCCUCCUCCAAUUCGCUGGCUCCGCCCCUCCGCCGCCGCUCGCGCCGCCUCGUAUUCGACCGCCGCUACGGCUGGAUCUUCGACGAGUGGACGGACCCCGCCGACCAAGCCCUCUCCGGCGGCCGCGGAAUGUUCUGCGCAGUGACGAUGGCGCGGUCGCUGGUGAACGCCGCGGCGUCCUCGGUUACCUAUGCUACAAGUUCAGUUGGAAGAGUUCUCGAAUCCCCCAAAAGUUUCUCUCUGCCAGCAUAUAUGCCUUGCCUAGCAUUUGACAAGAAGCAGCAAGCAUGGUUACGUGAACUUGAAAACUCUGGAGUAGUUGCUGAUCUCAAGUUAAUAAACUGUAGUGCUCAUUCUGUGUUGGAAUGUAUGGCAACUGAUUGCCUCUGCAUGUCAAGGCAACAUGAUCUUUUGUAAGCAAAGUAUCAAAAAAUAUCACUUGUCCUUAAAAAGCAUAGUUUCUAUGCUUUUUGUUCUUAAAUGCAGCUUGAUGACACAAUAGCCUAGUGGUAUGUUUGUCUUCAUUGUACUGAAGGACAAGUAUGAUUUUAUAUUAAAGGAUAGUCAGGGUAGUAAAUGAUAAUUUUAGUAUCCAAUUUA
Molecule: messenger RNA, 689 nt
Organism: Panicum hallii
Lineage: Eukaryota; Viridiplantae; Streptophyta; Magnoliopsida; Poales; Poaceae
Exons: 4
Coding region: 72-506 (144 amino acids)
Source: RefSeq, a predicted model, not a curated record